AUGGCUCGCUUGGUCCCGUCUCUCGCCAGUGCACCACGGCUCAACAAAGUCGUCAUCGUUAACAAGACAGUCGACCACCUGCAAGAACAGCGCAACAUGUGCGUGGCGGCGGGCCGAGACAUGCAGGACCUUCUGGCGGAGAACCGCCGUCUCGUUUCGGAACUCCGGGCCCUUCGUACUCAGAUCAGGGCAACAUCAUCGUCCCCGGUCGAACCCAAACCCGUCACUCCAGCUAUGGCAAGGCUGAUGGGGGUGGAGAACGAGGUCCUCGGGACUUUCCCGGCCGGAUUCGAAGACAAGAAGCCAUGCGGGUCCGUAGAAUGUUUCGACAACGGAAAUGAGGCUACCAUGGCCGAACAAGACUUUCCCUUUCGCAUGGGAGAUUUUGUACCAUCACUUGAUCAGGACCCUCUCACAUCAAUGACGGAGCAAAACGGGUCGAAUUUACAAUGGACUGCGCCCCCAGAGCUGAUACCCACUUCCUGGUUUCAAGAAAGCGAAAUCCCGUGGGAUUCCAUCCCGUGGCUUUGCAAUGCAGUCGAGGGUUAUGUUGCCUAG
Diaporthe citri is the source of this 558-nucleotide messenger RNA. RefSeq lists its product as uncharacterized. The coding region runs from base 1 to 558 and encodes 185 amino acids. NCBI's taxonomy places the organism in Eukaryota, Fungi, Ascomycota, Sordariomycetes, Diaporthales, Diaporthaceae. The record is from RefSeq and is a predicted model, not a curated record. The transcript has a single exon.